Molecule: messenger RNA, 2026 nt
Organism: Puccinia graminis f. sp. tritici CRL 75-36-700-3
Lineage: Eukaryota; Fungi; Basidiomycota; Pucciniomycetes; Pucciniales; Pucciniaceae
Exons: 7
Coding region: 266-1474 (402 amino acids)
Biological process (GO): protein refolding; response to heat
Cellular component (GO): nucleus; cytoplasm; cytosol
Molecular function (GO): ATP binding; Hsp70 protein binding
Source: RefSeq, a predicted model, not a curated record
CCCCAUCUCUAUAUCAUAUCCUGUCUUUCCCCCACCUCUAGUAAAGAAAGAACGAGUUCCUCCCAAAGUUGGAAUUGCUCACUCAAAUCGAUUUCUCGAUUCAAGCCAUAUCUUGUUGAGAUAAACAUCCCACAAGGAUCCAACCAGAAGCCCUGAACCUCCCAACUUGAAUUUGACUACUUUGUCGCUGAGUUAUUUACAGACCAUCCUUUUGCCCCUCAUCUCUUUUUACGUUCCUGGGAAUCUUUGAAUCCGAGUUACCAACAUGGUCGCCGAAACCGAAUACUAUGACCGACUGGGAGUGGCACCUAACGUCGAUGAAGCCACUCUCAAGAAAGCUUAUCGCAAAAAGGCUCUACAACUCCACCCUGACAAGAAUCCUGCCGGAGCUGAAGAGUUCAAAGCCGUCUCAGAAGCCUAUGAUGUUUUAUCCACUCCCGAAAAGCGUGAACUCUACGACCAAUACGGCAAGAAAGGUCUUGAAGGUGGAGGUGGUAUGGGUGGCAUGGACCCCGGAGACUUGUUUUCGCAGCUGUUUGGUGGUGGUGGUAUGUUUGGUGGUCGAAGCCGUACCGGACCAAGGAAAGGACGAGAUCUUCAACAUCGAAUCAAAGUCUCACUGGACGAACUCUACGUCGGUAAAACAACGAAAAUCGCCCUUCAAAAGCACGUGAUCUGUUCCAAAUGUGAGGGCCGCGGUGUUCCCAAGUCGACAUCCGUCAAGAGCUGUGUCGACUGCAAAGGAGCUGGUGUGAAAACGAUCUAUCGUCAGAUGGGUCCCAUGGUUCAACAGCUACAGCAGACGUGCACUGAGUGUCAAGGCUUAGGCGAAAUCUUCAACUCCAAGGAUCGUUGCAAAGGUUGUGAAGGUAACAAACUCGUCAAGGAACGCAAAGUCCUCGAAGUUCACAUCGAAAAAGGAAUGAGAGAGGGGCAGACCAUCACUUUUAGAGGCGAGGCAGAUCAGGCACCUGGCAUCACCCCUGGUGACGUUGAAAUUAUCAUCGAAGAGAAGCCUCAUCCGGUCUUCAAACGUAAGGAGGACGAUCUGAUCGCUGAAGUAGAGGUCGACUUGGUGACUGCGUUGACAGGAGGUGUUAUACCCAUUGAGCACUUCGAUUCGCGAGCCCUGAUGAUCAAAGUUGAACCUGGGGAGGUGAUCAAGCCAAAUGCUACCAAACGUGUAACUGGUUACGGCAUGCCUUCCGUUCGUUACCACAACCCCGGUGAUCUCUAUCUGAGCAUCAAAGUCGCCUUCCCCGACACAAUCCCACCCGAAGCUUGCCCGGCCCUCCAAGCCCUCCUACCUCCACCCCGGCCUCUUCCCACCUGGGGUGACAACAUGUUGGUUGAUGAAGUCACAAUGAUCGAUGCAUCCGACGCCAAGACCAAAUCACGCGGCCACGACGACAUGGAUGAGGAUGACGAAGGUGGAGGCAGCGGCCAACCGCAUGUCCAAUGUGCCCAACAAUGACGAGCGUCUCGUGAUACCUAUUGGCAUAUUGGAUCCUCUUCUCUCCUGUCUCAUCUCGUACCUUGUGUGAUGGCCUCAAUGUAGCUGUUACACUCGUAGAAAUCUCCUCGUUUCUCUCCCCCCCUUCAACCCAAAAAACCCACAUAUUGUUUCCAGUAAUGAUUUCAAAAUCCAAUCCUUCUUUGGUCCUUUUCUCACUCGAUUACUACUGUCUAGGUUAUGAUUUUUUUGUUGAUGUUGAAACGAGUUUACAUAUUGUUCAACCAACGAUCUCUGUCUUGAGGAUCUCUCAGCUCACUUGAUUCUUCUCAUUCAUUUGAUUGGCUAUCUAUAAGUCUGACUGUGUGGUGUCCCCCUUUUUCAUGGGAAGAAUUUCGGUCAGUUCACAUUUGAUAGAAAGAGGUACAUCGGCUGUUCUGUAUUUGUACUAGUUGUGCAAAUUCCGACAUGAAAUUAGAGGUACAUAUACUAGAGCUUAGUGGGUACUCUAUCUAUGUCUCUUCCUGUGUUGAAGACACUUCAGCUGCUGCAGAAAGUUAAGUGUAAGAUAUA